AUGGGACUACAUGUCGAUGAAAAGAGAGCAUGUAAGAGGUUUUUGGCCGAUUUUGUUGAACACGGGCGUGACCCAACAUGGGGCUUCUACGUCUACGCCACCUAUACGCGCCCACAAGAGCAAAAAGAGGCCGAUUCUGAUCAAAACAGCUCCUCGGACAAAACAGCGGUGGUUGACGACAACACUUAUUUCCAAACCCUACUAGACAAAUUCCACGACCUCGCAACCGAAGACCUGCGCGACUCUUACGCCGUAAAAUACAAUCAACGCAUAGUAGAUUCCCUGCGUCUUGUCCCUGCAGCUAUCAUUCCUAACGCGUCGCUCUCCGAGGUAUGCACUCAUUUCCGCACACACCAUGCUCGGAUACUCGAAUCUGAGAGGCUGUAUGAGCCUGGCUACCAGGACGCAUGGAACGAAGAAGGUCUGUUUGGUCCAAAAUAUGAAUGGUGUAUGGUCAUCGAUGACGAGGUAUUAGAGAGCUUUGAUGCAGAUGACGAUUACUACACAUUUGCUAAGCUGCUGGAUGGGGACUAUACGAAGAUGAAGAAGCCGGUGGCGCUCACUGCGAAAUACAGGGAUGGCACGGGGGGAACACAAUGGAAUGGAUGGUUCAAGUUCUCCGCUGGCAUGCUCAGGAACGUGUUUGAAGUGGUGCACGACAAUAUAUAUACGACGUAUUUCAAUGGGGAAGAUGAACUUCUUGAUUUUUGA
Messenger RNA from Alternaria arborescens, 711 nucleotides. RefSeq lists its product as hypothetical. Lineage: Eukaryota; Fungi; Ascomycota; Dothideomycetes; Pleosporales; Pleosporaceae. Bases 1 to 711 code for a protein of 236 amino acids. The record is from RefSeq and is a predicted model, not a curated record. The transcript is spliced from 2 exons.